AUGUUGGCACAAUUUCUUCCUCAUCAGCAUUCACACUUUACUUUUGGAUCUGAGGCUUUGCAUGGCCCUGGCAGAAGAAUGUCUUCUCUCAAUGUCACUGAACCUCAUCCCUCUCCCUUCCUGUUAGGAAUUCCAGGAUUGGAAGCUGCACAAAGCUGGCUUGGCUUUCCCUUCUGUGCUUAUCUGAUUGCUCUUGUUGGAAAUCUUAUCAUUCUAUUUGUCAUCUGGACUGAUAAAAAACUCCACCAACCCAUGUUCUACUUUCUGGCCAUGCUGUCAGUGAUUGACCUGAGUCUCUCCACAGCUACCAUCCGCAAGAUUUUGGGCAUUUUCUGGUUCAGCCUGCAGGAGCUGUGCUUGGGCUGUGCUGCUCAAGUCUUUUUUAUCCAUGUUUUUACAGUCAUGGAGAGCACUGUACUUCUUGCCAUGGGAUUUGAUUGCUAUGUGGCUAUUUGCAACCCCCUCAGGUAUACUAUGAUCCUCACCAACAGAAUUAUUGGUGUGAUUGCUAUGGUUGUGGUUCUUAGAAGCUUAUGUAUGGUUGCACCCAUCAUUUUUCUCCUCACGAGGCUGCCUUACUGUGGACAUAGAAUCAUCCCUCACACCUAUUGUGAGCACAUGGGAGUGGCCCGUCUGGCUUGUGCCAGCAUCAGUGUCAAUGUCUGUUAUGGUCUUGGGAAUAUUUUUAUCUUGUUUCUGGAUGUGUUUCUUAUCAUUAUCUCCUAUGCCAGAAUUUUAUGCACUGUCUUUCACCUCCCUUCCCAAGAUGCCCAUUUGAAGGCUCUUAAUACCUGUAGCUCACAUGUCUGUGUCAUCUUAGUAUUUUUUGGCCCAGCUCUCUUCUCCUUUCUCACUCAUCGCUUUGGUCCUGGCAUCCCACAGUAUAUCAAUAUUCUCCUGGCUAACCUCUAUGUAGUCAUUCCCCCUGCUCUUAACCCAGUCAUUUAUGGAAUCAGGACCAAGCAAAUCCAGGAGCGGGUAAAAAGUCUCUUUGCUAAACAUUAAUUGAAUGAGAGGUAAUUCAUGCAGGUUAUAAAAGUGUA
Cebus imitator (Panamanian white-faced capuchin) is the source of this 1043-nucleotide messenger RNA. RefSeq names its product olfactory receptor 52E8-like. The record is from RefSeq and is a predicted model, not a curated record. Gene Ontology annotation, biological process: G protein-coupled receptor signaling pathway. Gene Ontology annotation, cellular component: membrane. NCBI's taxonomy places the organism in Eukaryota, Metazoa, Chordata, Mammalia, Primates, Cebidae. Gene Ontology annotation, molecular function: G protein-coupled receptor activity; olfactory receptor activity.